Molecule: messenger RNA, 2219 nt
Organism: Musca domestica (house fly)
Lineage: Eukaryota; Metazoa; Arthropoda; Insecta; Diptera; Muscidae
Exons: 3
Coding region: 58-621 (187 amino acids)
Source: RefSeq, a predicted model, not a curated record
UAGCGCUGUGAUCAAAUCGACAAUAAUUUACGAUAGAGUAACGUAGUAAAAUCAAUCAUGGGCCUGAGAAAGAUAUUUACACGGCCAGUUUUUGGUUUAUUUGUGACAUUUGUUCACAUUACAGCCUGUGUUUUAUCGGUGGCCUAUUUGGUGGGGUGCAUCACUCACACCGUUGAUGGCGAUGAGACACACAAAAAAUCCGUCCAGAAUUAUGUUAUAAUUCUGUCUGGUUAUAUCAUCGUUUGUUUCGUACAAGUAACUAUGUGUCUUAUUUUAAUUGUGGGAAUUCUAAGGAAAAAUCACCAUUUAAUGGCCCCCUGGAUUGCCACAACGUUUAUCAGUUUGGUAGCGGUGUUUUUCUACACUCUGGCCAUGGUGUGUUUCAGUUUCCUCAAUGAAUUCUCAACGAAAGAUAAUCCCAAGAAACUCUCCAGAAAAGAACAUUUCGAUCGAAUUAUACCGGGUCUGGGAUAUUUUUUGACUCACGUUUGCCUAUUCUAUCCCAUCUAUGUCCUAUACAAAAGUAUUUUGAUUUUCCGUCUCAAAAAGGAGGGUUUAUAUGAAGAUUCAAUCGAAUCUGAGGGAUGCGAUGAACUGGCCGAUUCUGUAGAAAUUCAUUAGCAUAGAAUAUGGAAUAUUGUAUUGAAUGUGAUAUUGUUAUAGAUGAAUAUAUAUAUAUAUAUAUAUAUAGACUGUUUAAAAAUCUACUAAAACCCACUCGACGCGGAGACAUGUGCCUUCGAUUUUUAUAACCGACACCACUGAGUGUUUUGUCUUUGAGCUUUUGUUUGUAAUAUGCCAAAUGAAUAAAGAUUGUUCCUUCUGAUGAUCUUCGUAAAAUCACAUUCUGAAUCGUUCUAUGCAUGUCUGUCCGUCUCUCUGCCCAUUUUGUUUUUGUGAACAAAACACAGGUCGCAGUUAUUGCGAUUUCACAUUUAAGUCCUCUAUAUGCGAAAUGUUCCUUUCAAAACAAUGAUAUUUGGUACAAGAGAAAUAUCUUUGACUUUUUUUUGGAUAUAGCUCCCAUAUACAUAUGGGGGAUACAAGAUAUUGUGGACCGAUAUAGCCCAGAUCUGUGCAAAAUUUUAGCUUCCUAUCUUAAUUCGUUUUGACUGUAGCGUGAUUACAACAGACGGGUGGACGGACAGGGCUAAAUCGUCCUAGAAUUUUACGCUGAUAUAUAUACUUCGUUGGGUCUAGUAUUAUUAUUUCGAUGAGUUACAAACGCAAUGACGAACUUAAUAUACCCUCCAUACUAUGUGUGUUGGAGAGUAUUAAAAAAUGACCGAAAAAGCAUCAUGGGGCUCAUUUCCAAAUGUGGACCUAAUUCUUUCAAAUGACAGUAAUCCGUCCAAUGGAACUUAAAAUGCAAAAUACAUUGGAACAGCAAUCACUGAAAUGCAAAUCGGAACCGAUCUCUAUAAAAUUUGGCAAAUAUAUUUCUGAGCUGUAUUUGAUAUAUUUACCUGAAUAUCGUUGUUAUGGAGUGCAUAUUACGGCUGUGGUAACAAAUAUGACAAAUCGGAUGAACAGUAUAUAUGGGAGCUAUAGCUAUAUUUGAACCGAUCUUCACCAAAUUCGACAUACUAGCUUAGGUCGUAAGUGCGAAAUUCCAUCCCAUUUGGACAAAUAUUAGACGUUUGGUGCACAGUCAAAGAUAAAUUGGACGAAGUUAUAUAUGAGAGCUAUAUCCAAAUCUGAACCGAUCUCGAUAAAAUUUAGCAAAUGUAUUUCUGAGCUGUAUUUGAUAUAUUUCCCAAAAUAAUGUUGUUACAGAGUACAUAUUACGGCUGCGGAGGACAAAAAUAACAAAUCGGAUGAACAAUAUAUAUGGGAGCUAUAGCUAUAUCUGAACCGAUAUAUUCAGACUGAUAUUACACGUUUGGUGCACAAUAAAAGGCAAAUCGGACGAAGAUAUAUAUGGGAGCUAUAUCUAAAUUUUGACCAAUUAUCUCCAAUUUCAAUUGGGUUCGUCCUUAGGCCAAAAAAAUGAUUUGUGCAAAAUUUCAUCUGGAUAGGGCAAUAAAUGCGAACUGUACUUUGUUUACAAAAAUACAUGGACAGAGGGACGGACAGACGGACAUGCAUAAAUCGACUCAGAAUGUGAUUCUAUGCAGAUCAUUAAACGGAACUAUGGGUCUAUCUCGUUUCCUUUUGCCUGUUACAAACAAAUGCACAAAGACAUAAUACCCUGACCACCUUGUGGUGUAGGGUAUAAA